AUGACAGUCUAUCAAGUUCCAGGGCAUUUUUGCCAUGCCAGAUGGCAACCAUGGGUUCUAACGCCAUUCUGGAUACUCCAGUUUACCAUGCUGUUGAGUAUGACGGGAAUUUUCAUCUUCCGCCUCAUCGAGACGUCAAACCAACCAUUGGUCAAAGGCAAGAGCCAAAACGAUCUGAUAUUGCAGCAUGUAUGGGAGGCGACAAAUGUGGCGUUUCCCUUAAUUGCGGCGGGACUGACGGGCGCCGAAGUCGUCAGGUUCUUCAAUAAGAAUAUAACCCCGUCCUGGAUGGUGCUCUCCCACAUCCUAAAAACCUUUUUCGCCAGUGUCGUCUUGGCUCUCGACGUUACGGUCUAUGUCAAGAGGGUUAAAGACCCAUACGUCACUCCGGGUUUGGCAAUUGGCUGUGCUUUGGUGUUUAUCACAAGUGUACCGGCUGUGUAUAUUACUGUGGUUUACCGUCGACUUAUGAAGCACGAGUACCAUCACCCAGGUUGUCAGGGUCUCAAGAAGCCCAAUCUUUCUGGUAGGAAGGAAGGCGAUAAGGCACCAUCAUUAAGUCUAACCACACCCCUGAGCGACAGUGGAUCGCUGGAGAAAGGUGACGACAAAAUGGGUGCAUACUUCACCACCGAGACUGGGGACGACAUGGUCAAGAAGGAGGAAUCUGGCCCAGGGCUGCAACGUUCCAGGACAAAGAGGCUCUCCCUCGCCAGCUUCAAGUCCCUCACACGGACCAAGACUAUCUCUAGUCGCAAGCCCCCCACUAGUCCAGCACCCUACGAUGUUGCCGAUCGAGAGAGCACGGAUUCCAACCAGUGGACAGCGCCAGCCGAUUUACCGCUCGAGAAGUACACGCACGAGCGAUGCACGGCCUUUGACGAAUUCAUACAGCGGAGACUGUCAAGCGACGACAUGGACAGGCCUGAUGGCAGCUGGAUGGGAGGUGCCGCCGGCUCGUACCGGCCUCGGCCCUCAAAUCUCGACUUCUUCUCGGCAAGCAGGAGAUCCAGUGGCUACUCUAUCAACAGCUCACUGCAUUCCCCUCUGGGCCUGCCGAGGGCGCCACUUCCCAUGCCGACGGCUCUUAUUGGCAGUUCAAGGGUAACGAGCCGGAACAGCCACAUCGGCGUGCUGGGAUCGGUCCCAGAGACGGCCGAACCGAACGGAGAGACCAGCCCACAGCAGCAAAGACACUUCAGCAUGGGCAGGUUACGAAGUAUGGCACCAGAUCCUUCGUGGACCCCUGAACCGAUGCGGAGGGUCACCAUCUCUGGCACGGAUGCACGAAGUAGCAAAUAUGAGCCGAUGAAAGGCGAAUGGCCGCUCCGCGCCGAUUCCGAUGUGUGGGUGCCGGCAUCAGCUUUCGAACUUGAAUCUCAGCCCCUGCAUCACAAUGACGGGUCGCCAUGA
Molecule: messenger RNA, 1413 nt
Organism: Pyricularia grisea
Lineage: Eukaryota; Fungi; Ascomycota; Sordariomycetes; Magnaporthales; Pyriculariaceae
Exons: 3
Coding region: 1-1413 (470 amino acids)
Source: RefSeq, a predicted model, not a curated record